AUGAUUUAAAAAAAAAAAAAAAGAAAAUAAGAGAAAAUAUAAAUUGUAAAAGGAAUAUAUUUAAUCUAAAUUUAAAUGAAAUUUUCAUCGUGCCAAAUCGUCAUCUAACGAUUCGAAUCUAUUCCGUUCGUUUACGACGAUUAUUAUUCGUUCAAAUAUCAUUCUAAUCGUCGUCAACGUAACGUAAUAUCUCGUGAUCAAGUAGAAAUAAGAAUAAACCAAAUAUCUAUCUCACUAUUGGUUCACCUAGAAACCAAAUCGAUAUUCGUACGAGGCACAGGGGCUCACUUCGUAACAGAUCUGCCAACUUUCAUCGAAGUCGUCAGUCUUGCUUGACACGCGUCGUGAUUUCCGAAUAAUUUGGAGAACGAUAUCGAAAUUUUUUUUUUGACAUUUUUCGUUUUUUUUCCUCUUCUUUUUUUUUCAUUUUUUCUCGCCGUUCAAAAUUCUCCAUCGAAGAUCAUAUUUUUAUACGAUAUAAUUAACUCUCUCUCUCUCUCUCUCUCUCUUUCUCUCUUUCUCUGUUCUUCUCAUUCUCGAGAAACCGAGAGUGAGAAGGGGAAAAAAAAACAAAAAAAGAAAAAUAAAUAGAUAAAUAGAUAAAUAGAUAAAUAGAUAAAUAGAUAGAUAGAUAAAAAUGAAUAAAGAAGUUGAUACGAGGAACGAUUUGUUCCAUAUGAAAAGUGGUGAUAAUAUUUUGAGCUACACCGACGACGAAUAUUUAAGAAAAUCUCAUAUAGAACGAGAGAGCAAGCAACAUUUCAAGAGAUAUCGCACAAAACAUAUGAAGCUGUUUCCCGAACUCUAUAGAAGCGACGUAACAAUUCAUCCCAGUUAUACGAAGCUCAAAAAUUUACCUUAUCAAGUCGUCUGUCAUCAACGUUUGCAAAGUAUCAAGAGACAAAUAUCACGUCAACUAAAUCGUGAGAUUAUGAAUUUUGCGAUGAUACAAAUGUUUGCCCUGGAUAGUAUAAGGAUCGAUCGAAUUUUUAGCGUUGGAAUGUCACCAAGGAUCACGAUCGUCCCAGAUUUCGCGACGGAGAAGGAACGCCGACGUAUCGAAGAGAUAUUACGUUAUUCAUAAAUAAAUGAUUAAUAAUCGUGCGUGCGUGUAUAUACCUACGUAAUGCGUAUUAUCAAAUCUUACGUAUCUAUUGUUAUGAAUCACGUGGACGCACAUACAAAGCAAAAAUAAAUGACCUUUAUAU
Messenger RNA from Vespa mandarinia (Asian giant hornet), 1208 nucleotides. RefSeq lists its product as uncharacterized. The record is from RefSeq and is a predicted model, not a curated record. Lineage: Eukaryota; Metazoa; Arthropoda; Insecta; Hymenoptera; Vespidae.